Messenger RNA from Ipomoea nil (Japanese morning glory), 2168 nucleotides. Its product is annotated as probable polyamine oxidase 4. Gene Ontology annotation, molecular function: polyamine oxidase activity. The transcript is spliced from 9 exons. Gene Ontology annotation, cellular component: peroxisome. Lineage: Eukaryota; Viridiplantae; Streptophyta; Magnoliopsida; Solanales; Convolvulaceae. Gene Ontology annotation, biological process: polyamine catabolic process. The record is from RefSeq and is a predicted model, not a curated record. Bases 490 to 1977 code for a protein of 495 amino acids.
UUCGCUCUAUAUAUUAGCGAUCGCCGCCCCUCCACGCCUCCACACCAAGCGUUUGUUCGAUUAGAGCGGCGGUCCAAUUGCAUUUUGCGGUGCGGCUCUCAGAGAGAGAGAGAGGGGAAAGAAAUACAGAGACGCAGACGAUCUUUGGAAGAAGUAUCAUCGUGAAAUCGAUCUAUGCAAACGGGGAAAAACGCAGCGGCGAUCGUGGGAAUCAGGAGACGGUUAAUCGUAGGAGGUGCACCUGAUUAUGAGCUGGUUUGAUAAGUUGCGCUGCUCUUCUAAUCUCAGCCGCGUCAUUGCCGGCCUUCUCAUAUUCAUCCUUUUUCAUUCCUUUCAAUUAGUCUCCAAUUUCUUGCUUCCUAUACACCCGUAAACUCCACCACCACCAAAACGUAAUUCUUAGUUUUUUGUGAGUCCGAAACUCAAAAUUUCGCGGAUCGUAUCGAAUUCAACACAUCGGUUUUGUCGGCUCGCUGCACGGAAAUUUUCAUGGAUAUCAAAGAUGAUGAUUCCAGCUCAAAUACAAAUUUCUUCAAUGGUACAUUUACCUCCCACAUUGGCAGGCAAUAUAAUUCUUCUCCAUCUGUAAUUGUAAUUGGUGGAGGUAUUUCAGGCUUAGCGGCUGCACGUGUCCUCCAGAAUGCAUCUUUCAAGGUGAUAUUGCUGGAAUCAAGAGAUAGAAUUGGUGGGCGUAUUCAAACUGACUACUCCUUUGGUUGCCCUGUUGACAUGGGAGCAUCAUGGCUACAUGGUGUUUGCAAUGAGAAUCCUUUGGCUCCAAUGAUAAGGCGCUUGGGCCUCAACUUAUAUCGUACUAGUGGUGACAACUCUGUACUGUAUGACCAUGAUCUUGAGAGUUUUAUGCUCUUUGGUAUUGAUGGCAAGCAAGUUCCUCAACGGACAGUUGUUGAAGUUGGAGAUGCAUUUAGAAAAAUUCUCAAAGAGACUGAGAAAGUGAGGGAUGAACAUAGUCAAGACAUGUCAGUUCAGCAAGCAAUAUCAAUCGUACUGGGCAGAUAUCCAGAACUGAGGCAAUAUGGACUUGCCGACGAAGUGCUGCAGUGGUACAUAUGCAGAAUGGAAGCAUGGUUUGCUGCAGAUGCAAACUCAAUAUCUCUGAAGACUUGGGAUCAGGAGAAUGUACUUUCUGGUGGUCAUGGACUAAUGGUUCAAGGUUAUUACCCUGUAAUACAGGCUUUGGCUAAAGACAUUGAUAUCCGUUUGAAUCACAGGGUUUUAAGGAUUAUGAAUGGGUAUAAUAAGGUAAUGGUAUCAGUUGAGGGUGGGAGAAAUUUCAUAGCAGAUGCUGCUAUUGUAACUGUACCCCUCGGGGUCCUCAAAGCAAAUUUGAUUGAUUUUGAGCCAAAACUGCCUGAAUGGAAGGUUUCUGCAAUAAGGGAUCUUGGUAUGGGCAAUGAAAAUAAAAUUGCUCUGCGGUUUGACACUGUCUUUUGGCCAAAUGUGGAAUUGUUAGGUGUAGUUGCACCCACUUCUUAUGCCUGCGGUUAUUUUCUCAAUCUUCACAAGGCAACAGGACAUCCUGUCCUUGUGUAUAUGGCUGCUGGAAGCCUAGCCUAUGACCUUGAGAAGCUAUCAGAUGAGGGUGCAGUGAAGUUUGCAAUGUUGCAUCUGAAGAAGAUGUUUCCCAAUGCAACUGAACCUGUCCAGUAUCUUGUUUCACGCUGGGGAACAGAUCCCGAUUCCCUCGGAUGUUAUUCAUAUGAUGUAGUUGGUAAGCCAACAGAUGUAUACGACAGGCUCCGAGCUCCCUUAGGAAAUCUUUUCUUUGGAGGUGAAGCUGUUAGCAUGGAGCAUCAAGGAUCUGUUCACGGUGCCUAUUCAGCCGGACUCAUGGCUGCAGAUAACUGUCGCCGCCAUCUUAUCAAGAGACUUGGAAGUCUGGAAAUGAUGCAGGUGGUCUCAUCCAGGGAAGAAAUUCUUGAAAAUGCAGUUCCUCUCCAGAUCUCUAGGAUGUGAGAUGGUUUCUAUAAUUCUAUUUAUCUUAUCUAUCUAUUAAAUAAUAAAAGUAUUGCUGUAGUAUUUUAGUUUGGGGUCUCUAAACAUUUACUUCAAGAUGUUGCCUGGAAUUCCAUAUAUCAUAGCUGUUUGCAAUAUAAACUCCCUUAGCUUUUUCUAUCCUUAAUAUAUGGUCUUCCUUUCUUGAUCCA